Messenger RNA from Jaculus jaculus (lesser Egyptian jerboa), 5458 nucleotides. RefSeq names its product SUN domain containing ossification factor (gene Suco). Gene Ontology annotation, biological process: protein folding in endoplasmic reticulum; regulation of bone remodeling. NCBI's taxonomy places the organism in Eukaryota, Metazoa, Chordata, Mammalia, Rodentia, Dipodidae. Gene Ontology annotation, cellular component: cytoplasm; membrane. Bases 267 to 4007 code for a protein of 1246 amino acids. The transcript has 24 exons. The record is from RefSeq and is a predicted model, not a curated record.
CGGGCGCGGACGAGCGGGCGGCCACAGCAGCUGCAGCGGCGGCGACGGUCCCCAGAGUUGUCUUGUAAAGCGCCCCCGCCCGCGCUGCCGCGGUCUCCUGGGAGAAGGCACCCGGGGCUCGAACCGCUUCCCCCUGAACCACAGCCCUUGGGACUCUCGAGCCCAUCCUCGCGCUCCUGCUCCGUCUCCUCCAUCUUGGCCUCGGCAGUGGCUGCUGCCGGGAGGAUGUGCCGCCUUCUGGCCGGGGGAAGAAGAAGGAGGAGAAGAUGAAGAAGUACCGGCAGGCCUUGGCCCUAGUCUCCUGCCUCUCUCUCUGUUCGCUGGUCUGGCUUCCCAGUUGGCAUGUAUGUUGUAAAGAGAGUUCUUCAGCCUCAACAACAUACUACUCACAAGAUGACAGUUGCGCAUUAGAAAAUGAAGAUGUGCAAUUCCAGAAAAAGGAUGAAAGAGAGGUACCUAUUAAUGUUGAAAUAUCCAGAAAAAUGGGUUCAUAUUUACCUAUUUCUCCAGAAGAGCAUAAAUUAAAAGAUGACUACAUUGUGGAUGCUCAAAAUAUGGAGUCAGAAAAGUUGAGUCCAGCUGUGGUUGAAACACUCCCUACAGUUGAUUUGCAUGAAGACUCUUCCAGUGUAGUUGUGAGCAGUGAAAAUGUUGAAAAUAUUUCCAGCUCGUCUACCUCAGAAACCACUCCAAUCUCAAAGCUUGAUGAAAUAGAAAAUUCUGGUACUUUAGCUAUAGCCAAGCCAAGUGAAACUGAGCAGUCUGAAACUGAUUGUGAUGUUGCUGAGGCCCUUGAUGGAGCUGCUCCAGUUGAACAGCCAGCCUUUGUCAGUCCACCCGAAAGCCUUGUUGGUCAGCAUAUAGAAAAUGUGUCAUCUUCACAUGGCAAAGGGAAAAUAACAAAAUCAGAAUUUGAAUCCAAAGUCUCAGAACAUGAUGGUGAUGACUCCAAAUCUGCAUUGACUGCUUCAGAUAAUUUAAAAAAUGAGAGUUCUGAUUACAUGAAGUCAGGGGAAACUGACCCUACAUCUGUAGCAAGUCCCAAAGAUCCAGAAGAUAUACCAACAUUUGAUGAGUGGAAGAAGAAAGUUAUGGAAGUUGAAAAAGAAAAAAGUUUAUCCACAGGUCAGUCCUUGCAUCCAUCGUCUAAUGGAGGUCCACAUGCCACCAAAAAGGUCCAGAAAAAUCGAAAUAAUUAUGCCUCAGUAGAAUGCGGUGCCAAAAUUUUAGCAGCUAAUCCAGAAGCCAAGAGCACAUCUGCUAUUCUUAUAGAAAAUAUGGACCUUUAUAUGUUGAAUCCUUGCAGCACCAAAAUUUGGUUUGUUAUUGAACUUUGUGAACCAAUUCAAGUGAAACAACUUGAUAUUGCAAAUUAUGAAUUAUUUUCUUCUACUCCUAAAGAUUUUCUGGUUUCUAUCAGUGACAGAUAUCCCACAAAUAAAUGGAUUAAGCUGGGUACGUUCCAUGGCAGAGAUGAGCGGACUGUCCAGAGUUUCCCUUUAGAUGAACAGUUGUAUGCAAAAUAUGUGAAGAUGUUCAUCAAAUACAUAAAGGUGGAGUUAGUAUCACAUUUUGGAUCAGAGCACUUCUGUCCUUUAAGUCUUAUAAGAGUGUUUGGUACUAGCAUGGUGGAAGAAUAUGAAGAAAUUGCUGACUCCCAGUAUCAGUCAGAGCGUCAAGAACUCUUUGAUGAAGACUAUGAUUAUCCACUGGAUUAUAGUACUGUGGAGGAUAAAUCGUCAAAAAAUCUUCUUGGUUCUGCUACAAAUGCCAUUCUAAAUAUGGUGAAUAUUGCUGCUAAUAUUCUGGGAGCAAAAACUGAAGACUUGACAGAAGGAAAUAAAAGUAUAUCUGAGAAUGCCACUGCCACAACUGCACCUAAAAUGCCUGAAUCAACUCCUGUUUCAACUCCUGUUCCAUCACCUGAGCAGAUAAUCACCGAAGUAAAUAUUCAUGGCACAGAACCAUCAACACUGGAUGCCCCCAAAGAAAGUCCGAUUGUACAACUAGUUCAAGAGGAAGAGGAGGAAACAAGUCCAUCCACAGUGACCCUUUUGGGCAGUGGUGAACAGGAAGAUGAAUCAUCAUCCUGGUUUGAGUCUGAGACACAAAUCCUUUGUAGUGAGCUGACGACAGUUUGUUGUAUUUCCAGCUUUUCAGAGUACGUAUAUAAAUGGUGUUCAGUUAGAAUUGCACUUUAUCGGCAGCGUAACAGAGCUGCUAUGAAGAAAGAUGAUAGUGUGUCAGCUCAGCCACCAUUAUUACUUCCUGCAGAUUCAGUAGACAUUUCAGUGCUGCAACCUCCAAGUGGAGAAUUGGACAGCAAGUAUGUAGAAAAAGAAACCGAAACUAUUGUUCUUGAUGAUUUAAGUAGUAUGAACCAAGCUGAUUUGAUAAAUCACACUGUGGAUGUAAUUGAACUUGAGCCAAGCCAUCCUCAUACUCUUUCACAGUCUCUUCUCUUAGCUACUACUCCAGAAAUCAAUUCAUCUUCUCAAAUAGGAGGAUCUGAGUCUGCUAAGCAUGAAACAGGGUAUACACCAUCACAAGUGAUUCUCCAUGAGAGCUCUGUUGAGGUUGAUAGUGAAACAGAAAAAAAACCCGAGAGCUUCAGUUCUGUAGAGAAGGUGUCUGCUGUCUAUGAGGGAAUGGACAGCACUGUCAAAGAAGAUGUGACCUCCAUGCAAAUUAUCACAAAAGUAUCUGAAACAGUAGUACCACCUUUAAACACAGCCACUGUUCCAAACAGUGAAGAUGGGGAUAGCAAACUGAAUAUAGCUGACAUACCAAAGCCAAUUCUGACCCCGGUUGUGGAUCCUUCUUCAAUGUCUGAAGUAAAAGAGGAUGAACAGUCUCCAGAAGAUGCCCUUCUGAAAGGAUUACAGAGGACAGCCACAGAUUUCUAUGCUGAAUUGCAAAAUUCCACUGAUCUGGGAUAUGCUAAUGGAAAUCUUAUACAUGGGUCAAAUCAAAAGGAAUCAGUGUUUAUGCGACUUAAUAAUCGUAUUAAAGCCUUAGAAGUCAAUAUGUCUCUUAGUGGUCGCUAUCUGGAGGAGCUUAGCCAAAGGUAUCGAAAACAAAUGGAAGAAAUGCAAAAGGCUUUUAAUAAAACAAUAGUAAAACUUCAGAAUACUUCAAGAAUAGCAGAAGAACAGGAUCAGCGGCAAACUGAAGCCAUCCAGUUACUACAGGCACAGCUGACCAACAUGACACAGCUUGUUUCAAAUUUAUCAGCAACUGUAGCAGAAUUAAAACGGGAGGUUGCAGAUCGUCAGAGCUAUCUGGUCAUAUCUUUGGUUCUCUGUGUUGUGUUGGGAUUGAUGCUUUGUAUGCAGCGUUGCCGGAACACGUCUCAAUUUGGUGGAGAUUAUAUUUCAAAGCUCCCUAAAAGUAAUCAAUAUCCAAGCCCUAGAAGAUGUUUUUCUUCUUAUGAUGAUAUGAAUUUGAAAAGAAGAACUUCAUUUCCACUCAUCAGAUCCAAAUCUCUACAGUUCGCUGGCAAAGAAGUAGAUCCAAAUGAUUUGUACAUCGUAGAACCCCUCAAGUUCUCUCCAGAAAAAAAGAAGAAACGUUGCAAGUAUAAAACUGAACAAAUUGAGACCAUAAAGCCUGCAGACCCAUUGCAUCCUAUAGCCAAUGGAGACAUAAAAGGAAGAAAGCCCUUUACGAACCAGAGAGACUUUUCUAAUAUGGGAGAAGUUUAUCACUCUUCCUACAAGGGCCCUCCAUCUGAGGGAAGCUCAGAAACUUCAUCACAGUCAGAAGAAUCUUAUUUUUGUGGCAUUUCAGCUUGCACAAGUCUGUGCAACGGACAGUCGCAAAAGACAAAAACUGAGAAGAGGGCUUUAAAACGAAGGCGGUCUAAAGUCCAGGACCAAGGAAAAUUAAUAAAAACUUUAAUACAAACUAAGUCGGGAUCAUUGCCGAGCCUGCAUGACAUAAUCAGAGGAAACAAAGAGAUCACCGUGGGAACAUUUGGUGUUACGACAGUCUCGGGACAUAUUUAAAAUUAGUUGAACUUUUCAUACUGGAGACUUUGUUUUUCAUUGAAAAACAGUCUAUGGUAUUUGAAGGGUUUGGGUGAGGGAGAAAAUAUUGGGGAAAAUAUUCAGAAAUUAUGCCCUUUUAUAAAGUAGACAGGAUCGGGUCAAUCUUGGUUAAUGAGCUGCAGGUUUACAAGGCUGAUCACUUCCUACAAGGACAUUGAUAAACAUUUUAUAAAGAUGUUUUUUCACAGAUUAAUUACUGGGACAAAAGUAAUUUGGAAGUCCAGUUCCUGUGGGUGAGAUAGGAAUGAAAGUCUAAACCUCUUCCUUUAGCUUUGUUCCUAUUUCUUGCACCUUCCCAUAUUUAUGUGCCUUUUGUCUAUUUAUAAUGCCACUGGAAGAGGAGGGGGAACGUUUUCUGUCAUUUGAUUUGUUUUGUAACUAUUAGGUUUUGAAGCUUCAAACACUACAAGGCAUUAAGGUGAUCUGUUCCUGAAGCUCAGUCUUGCGGGUCAGACAGUGUAAAGAUCCUAGAGAUUUGCCAACAUAGGUUUCUGCUUAGCAAACUCACUGGACAAUAAACACUUGCAGGGACUUUUAAAAUCUGUCCUUUUAGGUUAACAAUGAUGCUUUCACUGUUAGUUUCAUUUAAUUUAUUUUGACAGGAUUUUUUUUUCCCUUAGUUACUAACUCAAUGAGGAUCAAAAAGGUAGAUUUUUUUUCUUGGAAAUUAUUUGUAUUUGUAAGCAGAUUUAUUAUAAGUUUACCUUCAAACAUGUGACAGUUUGUGAAAUUUUCUUUAUAUUACAUUUAAACAUUUACAAUAAACACUACUCCUCAAAACUUUCACAUCACUGAGACCAGGUUUCACAUAAUACAAUCACUGCCUGCAAACACAUAUACCCACAGAACCAGCCAGUGAGUUUCUAAGCCUUAUCUUGUUGGUUAAGUCUAAAGGGGUUAUUAUUCCUUAAUGUUUGCUUUGUAUUGGCUAUAAUGUGCAGAGAUUUAUUUUUUCCAUUCAGAAGUAAUUGGAAGUGACUGGGUAAAAUGCUUGAACGUGUGAUUGUACAGUAAUGCGUGAAAGUGAAACCUGUUUCUUUAUGUAAGAGAGAACUCACCAUUUUGUGUUAUAAGGUUUAACUUAUUGAGCACUUUUAUUGUUUUGAAACUUGUCUAAUGCCUUUCUUGAGGUAUUAUGUGUAAUGUGACUUAUUUAAAGCUUUCCUUGUUGUUUACGUUGCUGCUUUAGGUUAACAGUAGGAGAUGAAUUUUUUUUUCUUUCCAGUCUGCACAGUUAGCCAUUCAAAGCAAUAAGGCCUGAUUGUAUAGAAGGCCCUUGAGAACCGAGACAGAGUGGGAAGUCACACCAUUUAUGUGUUAUGGAAAGAGAAUUUAAAAUAUGUAACUACGGAGCUGUAGAGCCAUUAGAAACUGUGAAUUUCCAAAUAAAUCUGAAGACUUGUCUUUUA